This is a messenger RNA of Zophobas morio, 1136 nucleotides long. Its product is annotated as microfibril-associated glycoprotein 4-like. The transcript has 4 exons. NCBI's taxonomy places the organism in Eukaryota, Metazoa, Arthropoda, Insecta, Coleoptera, Tenebrionidae. The record is from RefSeq and is a predicted model, not a curated record. The coding region runs from base 58 to 1080 and encodes 340 amino acids.
AUCUUUUAAAUAACCCCGAGUGACUUUCAGUUAAACACGUUGAAAACGAUCGGCAAAAUGUGGUGUACUUUUGUCUUCGUGUUGGUCAUCGUUGUAGUGUGUUACUGUGAGGAGAUUUUUAUUAGCUCCACAAUCACCCCUGACACAGAACACCAAAGACUAAUAAACAUUCUCGACACCUUGAACGAGAAAGUGGAACUACAGUCGACAAUCAGAGAAAUUAAUCACCGUUUAGAAAAUCUAGAAAAGCAGUUCACUUCUGUAGCCACCUCUUGCGAAAUCAGUCGUCAUUUAGAAAAACCGAAGCCAACACUGGUGACAACUGAUUCAAUGAAAAUCAAUAAAACGAAAGAAAUUGUCGAAAGUUUAAAGAAAAUCGAGCUGCAAAUCACCGAAUUGAAAAAUUCAGGAGAAACUUUCCCCACAGGAAAGACUAUUCCGGAAAACUGUCUAGAAUUAAAAAAUCGUGGAAUUAAUGCCACUGGUAUUUUUCUCGUUAAACCCAAAUUCGCGUCUGCCCCUUUUCUGGCAGCUUGCGAUAUGACCACAAAAGGCGGCGGGUGGACCCUCAUUCUAAGCAGAUUCGACGGAAGUGUGGAUUUUUAUUUAGAUUGGCAGAGCUACAAACUCGGUUUUGGAAAUCUGGCUGAAGAAUUCUGGCUAGGUUUGGAAAACAUUCAUCAAUUGUCUGGUUACGAAGUCAAUGAGCUACUCGUGGAGUUAGUGGAUUCCGACAACAAAGAAACUUAUGCUAAUUACAAGCAAUUUAGUGUUGCUAGUGAGCUGGAAGGUUACGCUUUGAAAACACUAGGAGGGUUUAGCGGAACUGCGGAAAAUGGUCUUCGUUAUCACGCUGGUAUGAAAUUUACCACAAAAGACAAAGAUCAGGAUCCUUAUGUACAUGACACUGGCAAUUGUGCACAAUCUUUUACCGGAGCUUGGUGGUAUAAUAAAUGCCACCAGAGUCAACUCACUGGUGUUUACUCAGAAAAAACAGACAAAUACAAAGGAGUUCGCUGGGGGGAAAAAUAUUAUUUGAAGAAAGCCAGAAUGCUAAUCAGGCCACAGAUGGUAUUAUGAUGGUAUCUUUGGUAUUAUAAAUUCUUACAAAUAUUUUAAUUACAUCUGUUAAAAAU